AUGGACGUCAGUAGGGAUGGCAGUGGAGGGUCGUGGCCACCCUCACCCUCCAACACCGGCUGUCAUAAAGGCAUUGUUGCAGUCUGCAUCAUCCUUUUCCUUAUUGUGGGCAUCUUUGCAGGCCUCGCUAUUGCAUACCUGCUGGAGGAACCGCAUGAUUUCUUGGAAACCGUGGAGCUGAAGGGACUCAAGUACAGUCCUGAUCUGGAGGAUGGAAACUCUGGUUUCUCUAUAAUACUUUCCUCAGCUUUAAAGUCCAAAGUGAGGGCUGAAAUAUCAUAUGCAAGGUGUCCAGAAAAUGCUUACACUUGUGAAAACGGGGAAUGUAUUGCCAAAAAAAACCCAGCGUGUGAUUUCAUCCCCGACUGUGCAGAUGCAUCUGAUGAGGCUCGCUGUGACUGCGGCUUACGCCCGGCAAUGGGGAGUCGGAUAGUUGGUGGUGAGGACGCCCGCCAAGGCGAGCUGCCCUGGCAGGUCAGUCUGAGGUACCACUGGAGGCACACAUGUGGAGCCUCCAUCAUCAACGAGCGCUGGAUCAUCAGUGCAGCACACUGCUUUGAAGGUGCCAACAAUCCCAGUGAAUGGACAGCACUGGUUGGAGCCAACCUGGUCAACGGCAUAGAGGCCAAGUCGAAAACUAUUAACAUCAAGUCGAUAAUUGUCAAUCCUGAAUACGACCCCAUGACCAGCAACAACGAUGUGACUAUCCUGGAGCUGGAGACGCCCCUCACCUUCAACUCUUACAUCCAGCCUGUCUGUAUUCCCCCUCCAUCCCACGUCUUUGAGCCCGGUCAGAGCUGCAUUGUGUCUGGGUGGGGCGCUCUGCAGCAGUUUAGCACACAUGUCCCUAACAUGCUGCAGAAAGCGUUGGUUAAGAUCAUAGACUCCAAGGCAUGCAAUCAGUCAUCUGUGUACAGAGGUGCUAUUACUCACAAAAUGAUGUGUGCUGGAUUCCUACAGGGGAAGGUGGACUCCUGUCAGGGUGACUCUGGAGGGCCCCUUGUGUGUGAGGGCGGACCCGGGAGGUUCUUUCUGGCUGGGGUGGUGAGCUGGGGUGUGGGUUGUGCCCAGGUCAACAGGCCUGGAGUUUAUGCCCGCGUCACCAAGCUCAGAAACUUUAUUUUAAAAUACACAGAUCCAGCUUUGGUCAAUGACCAAGUAAAGCCUGUUCCAACAAUACCAGCCCAAUUGACCAGUAAGUCCUCUGGGAGCCUCCCAGUGCCUCAGAGCAUGGCAAUGGAUGAACCUGCUGGAGUCCCUCAACCUGCCACAAACUGCAGUGAGAACUUCCAAUGUGGCUCCAGUUUGUGCAUCAGUAAAGUCAACCCGGAGUGUGACAGAAUCCCCGACUGCCCCAAUGAAGCCGACGAGAAAAACUGUGGUAAUGUUUAUGGGCAUAAAACACAGUGAAUGUUGGGUUUCGACAACUUGGUACUUGAGCUGUGUCUUUGCUCCAGACUGUGGAGUUCGUCCUGCGCUGGGCGUUCAG
Molecule: messenger RNA, 1489 nt
Organism: Xiphophorus couchianus (Monterrey platyfish)
Lineage: Eukaryota; Metazoa; Chordata; Actinopteri; Cyprinodontiformes; Poeciliidae
Gene: tmprss9
Product: transmembrane serine protease 9
Exons: 8
Coding region: 1-1410 (469 amino acids)
Biological process (GO): proteolysis
Molecular function (GO): protein binding; serine-type endopeptidase activity
Source: RefSeq, a predicted model, not a curated record